Molecule: messenger RNA, 1528 nt
Organism: Impatiens glandulifera
Lineage: Eukaryota; Viridiplantae; Streptophyta; Magnoliopsida; Ericales; Balsaminaceae
Product: ultraviolet-B receptor UVR8
Exons: 15
Coding region: 124-1383 (419 amino acids)
Source: RefSeq, a predicted model, not a curated record
GUACGCAAACCACAGACAGCAUCUUGUUUUCCACCGACUAAGACACAAAGCUCACUUCUUGUCUUAGCUUUUCAAUAGUAAGUACUUGCAAAAAUGAAUCAUCUUUAAUCGCAACUGUUUGUGAUGAUGAACAGCGGUUCUAUACGGAUUAUGAAGUCAACAUUUUUCUUGCGGAAGACAUGGAUUUCGUCCAUGUCUGAAGCAGAGAGAAAGGGGAAGCGUUUUGCGGCUAUUUGGGGCAAUGGCGAUUAUGGAAGAUUGGGUCUUGGUGGAUUAGAGUCUCAUUGGCGUCCCGCUUUCUGCUCUGCUCUAGCUAAUGAAAGCCUCCGUCAAAUUGCCUGUGGUGGCGCGCAUACUCUUUUCCUAACAGAAACUGGAUGCGUAUAUGCCACUGGUCUCAAUGACUUUGGUCAGCUUGGUGUAUCAAAUCAAAGUUACUCAACUGAUCCCAUCAAAGUUUGUAAAUUACCCAAAGAAGUAAUAAGUAUAAGUGCUGGUUAUCAUCACUCUUCUGCCAUUACAGUGAACGGUGAGCUCUAUGUCUGGGGGAGGAAUUCACGUGGACAGCUAGGCCUUGGGAAAAAGGCUGCAAAGGUGAUUCCUGUGCCUACCAAAGUUGAUUGCUUGAGUGGGGUCAGUAUCAAAAUGGCUGCUUUAGGUUCUGAACACUCAAUUGCUGUUUCAGAUAAGGGGGAAGUCUUAAGCUGGGGCCAUGGAGCAGGAAGGCUUGGUCAUGGACAUGACAAGGGCUUAUUGAAAUUUUUAAAGAGUAACACUGAAUACACCCCUAGGCUGAUAAAGACACUUGAAGGUGUGAAGAUCAAAAGUGUUGCAGCAGGAAUGUUGCAUUCAGCAUGUGUUGAUGGUACUGCAGAAAAUGGAUCUGUAUUCGUACACGGGGAGACAACGUUAAAUAAAAUGGAAUUGCAGCAGCCAAAUAAUGUGGCAACACCAUCAAUGUUGAUCAAACUCCCAAUUGCAGAUGUAGUUGCAUGCGGUGGCUACCACACUUGUGUUGUUACAAGUGGAGGAGAGCUAUAUUCAUGGGGUUCCAAUGAAAAUGGUUGUCUUGGCAUAGGAUGCACAAAUGUUAGUUCCUCUCCUGAAAGAGUUCAAGGUCCAUUCCUUAAAAGUCCUAUUAAUGAGGUUUCUUGUGGAUGGAAGCAUACAGCAGCAAUUUCUGAAGGAAACGUUUAUACCUGGGGAUGGGGUGGAUCACAUGGAACAUUUGCUGAUGAUGGUCACUCUUCUGGCGGACAAUUGGGCCAGGGCAAUGAUGUGGACUAUAAUAUACCCACAGUUGUUAACUUAUGGAAGAAUGUAAAAGCUUUACAAGUUUCUUGUGGAUUCAAUCAUACUGGUGCCAUACUUGAAUGGAAUUGAUACAUUCUCAUGUUUUCCAUGUAAAUAACUUUAGUAUGUUUUAUCUGAGUUAUGAGUCUCCAGGUAAAGCUAAAAUAUCAUGUUACCUAAUCAGUUGAAUCACACCAAAUGGAGAAAUAAUAAAGUCAAUAAUGAAAUGAAAUCA